Messenger RNA from Thyridium curvatum, 924 nucleotides. RefSeq lists its product as uncharacterized. The record is from RefSeq and is a predicted model, not a curated record. The coding region runs from base 1 to 924 and encodes 307 amino acids. NCBI's taxonomy places the organism in Eukaryota, Fungi, Ascomycota, Sordariomycetes, Thyridiales, Thyridiaceae. The transcript has a single exon.
AUGAGCACAUCUCUCUCUACGGCCGACGUGCCUCCUGAAUUCCUCGAGGCUGCAUUCCUCGUGGGUCAUAUCCCGCUGCGGUCUCUGCCCAGCGAGCCGCGCGUCUCCUACGCCCUUUACGUGCCCAAAGAGCAGUACAACGCCAAAGCUUCAGCCGAGGCCAAGCUUCCACUGCUUGUCCACAUUCACGGGACUGGACGUCGUCUAAGCGGCCUGGACUUUGACUACCCCAGGUUCGCUGACAGGCUAGGCUGCGCCGUGCUCUUCCCGCUCUUUCCUUGUGACCUUGACGGGCCGGACGACCUCGGCUCAUACAAGAUCCUGCGCUCUCAUUCACUGCGGGCCGAUCUUGCGCUUCUGUCUAUGUUGGAUGAGGUCGGUCGAGUAUGGCCUGGCAUCGACACGGAGAAGGUAUUCUUGGAAGGUUUCUCGGGUGGAGGGCAUUUCACUCACCGGUUCUUGUAUCUGUACCCGGAGCGUCUUGCCGCGGCAAGCGUCGGCGCUCCUGGCAAGGCGACAAGCCUGGACGAGACGCAGAACUGGCCAAUAGGAAUCGCAGACGUGGAGGACCGCUUUGGGCGGACCGUCAAAAAGGAGGUGAUCGCCCAGGUGCCAAUACAGAUGGUUGUCGGGAGCGAGGAUGUGCAUGGUCACGGUGGUGCGGAGUUCUGGGCUUGGGUCAGAACCCAGCGAUUAAAGGCGCAAGGAAUCAGCGAGGAGGAUGCCGCAAAGACUCAUAUACGCACUGUCGAGGUUGUUGGGGAUAGGGUCAAGACAUUGCGGGAUCUUCAGGCCGAGUGGCUCGCUCAAGGUAUCACAGUACAGUUUGACGUGGUUGAUGGGGUCGCUCAUGAUGAACAGGGAGUUCGAGGAACUGUUCUAGAAUUCAUCGAGUCUGAGAUGCGGAAACAGAGAAAUGCUUGA